GUGUGCUGUAUGUAUUUCUAUCUCCCGACUACUUUGUACAAAUUACGAUUGUAUUUUUUAUACAAAUUUGAUCAUUAACGAUCCUCGCAUUUCAGUCAUAAUGGCUCUCUGUGUUUGUAAAUGCCUAAAUGUAACAUUAGGAAGUGAUAAAGUAGAAGAUAAUGUAGAUAUAAAAAAAUUGGAGUUAUCACCCACGGAACAAAGGGAUAUUUUUUUCAGUGAGAAAUUGCUUUCAACGCCAUUAAAUUCCCUGAAGAGUCAAGUGGUGCAACCAGCCUUGGUGUGCCAGCGAGGCGUGGGCCGUUGGAUGCUGCACUCCUGCCUGGCCUGCGGGCAGGUCACGCACGCCGUCUCACAGGACAGGCCUAGUACUGUUCUCAUUCCCAAAGCCACACAAACCACACAAGAGCAAAUAAAUAAUGUUAAGAAGACAAGCAAUUUUUCUCCAGUUUUUAACUUACUUGUGCCAGAAGUAACUAGCUUAGACAUGAAAGAGAAUGUGGACACAAACAAUAUAGUUAGUGAUAAGAAAGGCUGGCAGCCGGCACAGCAGGCCAUCGGCACGCUGAGCAAGCAGCUCACGCAGACCCUGCAGUCGCAGCUUGAAGCCAUUGAGGAUACUGUAAGGCAGUUCCGAGACCAAAAGUAUGCUGAGUUUGAAGCAUACAAAGACAGAGCACAAAGGGAUCACAAGAUAUUAGCUAGUAUUGUAAGCAAAACCCGAGACAGCCUGAACGGAGACGGCUUCCGGGUGGACACUUCCCUCGACAAUGGACCCCCUUCACCACAGCUACCUCCACUUCAGAGAAGAAGACUGUCUUCAUUCAAAGAUGCCAAAAAAACGUCACAGAAUAUUGUUAAGCACAACAGGGUCUUUCCCCCAGAAGAAGAUUCGCUGGACGCAGAAGAUAUCUUCGACAUAGAAGGGAUGGACUCGCACAACCACAUGAUCUCGGACCAGGAUGACUAUGAAGAUUCUGAUGUGGACGUCAGCAACGACGAAGGCAUCCAUAUUGGGCGCGGGCGCGGUGCAGCUAACCUCCACCUGGCGCGCUCGCUGCCCAUCAACGUGCCCGUGUUCCCCGCCGAGCGCGCGCCCAGGGAGCCCGACACCGACGAGGAGCCGCACGCGCACGACAUCGCGGCGAGCAUCAAGGCGCUGGCGCGCUCCGUGCACGGCGACGUGUUCGAGCUGCCGCGCCCGCGCUUCAGCACGCAGAUCUAACACGCCGCUCCGGUCACACGCCACUGCAGCCGACGGUAGCCAUUCUGCUUUACCUGCACUCUGAGCCUGUCGCGGCACUCGCGCGGGUAUUUGUAGGCAUCGUAGAGCUCUAAGUAGCCUAACCGGGCCGACUGAAAGCCCCCGUCUACAUGAUAUUCCAGCCAUCAUUCGAAGAUGUAUAAAAUAAGCACUAAAUGAUUUCCAUAAAUAAAUAUGUUACAUUGGUAUGAUCUCCACAAUUAAAACGUGAGUAACUUUCGCUGGCUCGGCAUCAAUUCUAGACUCCUACACUAUACUAGGUUUCAUAGAAAAAGCGAGGUAAAUUAGCUCAUGCUUGCUCCACGACGCCAAAACUUUAUGCUUCGCCACAAGUAACUUUACUACUCAUCAUCUUCCUCUCGUUGUCCCGGCUUUUAGCCAUGGCUCCUGGGAGCCUGGGGUCCUUGCCAAACUUAUCCCAAAAAUUGGCUUAAGUACUAGUUUUUACGAAAGCGACUGCCAUCUGAACUUCCAACCCAGAGGGGAAACUAGGCCUUAUUGGGAUUAGUCCGGUUUUCUGACGAUGUUUUUCUUCACUGACAAGCGACUGGUAAAUAUCAAAUGAUAUAUUGUACAUAAGUUCCUCAAAACUUAUUGGUUUGAACCCGCAACCUCCGGAUUGAAAGUGGCACGCUUUAACCGCUACAUUUAUAAUUACACCCAACAGAUUGCGCCUAUAUUUUUCUGUCAAAUACUGUCAAUUAAACAUUUGUGUAACAUACCAUUCGUGUAUAAUGCAGGUGUUUUUAUAAGGAUUUUUUUACACAGUAAUAAUUCGGUAUUGCAAAAAUGUUUAAGUAUGGAAAUUUAAGUGUUCGUAUCUAAUGUAUUAGAUCAUUUUGUGGUGAUCGCGAAAGUAAUUAAGCAUAUUCGGCAUGUCUCAGAUCUAUGGAUUUUGCCGCAAAAUCAGACAAGCUCAAUCAGCAUUCAGCACUAAGCGGAAUUAUAGGUUAUUGCUAUUACAAACCGGCAUGAUAAAUUGAUAAAUAAUUUACUAUGCGCAGAUACACGAGGCUAUAUUUAAGAAAGUUUAAUCAUUAUGUUGUACUCGUAUUCUGAGCAGUGGGUACGUUUGGAUAAGCUAAAGGGUUUUCAUGCUAAGUUAAGAUUCCAUUUGUAGUACCUAAUUAUUUUUGAAAUAAGUAUUUGUUAUUUUCAAAAAAAUUAGGUUAUUGCCUAAAACAACAAAAAAUUCACUGUUCACUUUUUUUGGUUCUCUUCUACAAAAACUAUUGUUAUAGAUGUUCAUAUUUUAUGAAUUAAAUCAUUUGUUAUUAAAGAUAAUCGAAUGUAGAUAUUUUUGUCACGAACUGAAACUUUCGUAAGGCAUAGGUAAUCCCUUCGGUUCUCCGACUUCUGCCUGAUUCAACUUACUCCCUGAAACUGAAGGAUUUGAAUAUAAUAAGAGGCCAACGCCGCGCGCCCGCGCCCGCGCCCGGCCUGAUGCUUCCGUCGCCAGGUGGCGACUUGUUAAUGCUAUUGUACAUAAAAUUAUAUGGAGCCAUCCUAACUAUGAGUUGUUAACAUCUAAGUCAUAUCCCUGUUAAUAGAGACAUGAGUUUUCUAUUAUUUUUAUCUGGUGUUAUCUUAAUGGUAAGCGAAAUGUGUACAAAAAUAUGAAUAUUUGCAUUUCUAACUAGUCUUUAGGGUCACUAAACGUGUUGUAAUCCGAUGUACUACUGAAAUUAGCGGCUGUGGAGCGAUGGACGACAUUACAUACGAGUGCAGUUCUCGGUGUCCUCAAUCUGCCUUUUGAAAGAUUUUAUUAUUAUGCAUAACAAGGAGUACAAAUACAAAUAGUUGCUGAGAGGCACUGUGGCAGUAGCUUUUAAGGCCAGAACUACUCUUGAUGAAUCAAUGCAAAGUAACUCUAUUCUCUCUCUCUGAGCUAUUCUCUCUCUCUGAGAAAUCAGUAUAUAUGUACAAAAAUGUUGUUAUUACUUUGGACGAAAAAUGUUUAAAUUAAAUGCAGUUAUUUUUGUACCUGAUAUUUUGAAUGGAAGUCGAGUCGGGAUUAGGUUAGGUUGUAAUUUGCCAUUUGCAUGUAUUUUCUAACGAAGUUGAAGGAGUUAGUUUUAUUUUAGUGUAUCUAGAUGAUCCACGCUGUUUCCGGGUCUUCCAUAACUCUGUUUUUUAUGAAUACUGGCAACCGGUGAUUAUAUUGUGAUGGCCCUUUCUCAGUCAUUUGUUUUAAUAAUGUUUUAACUAAUUACCAUAUUGUUUCAUUGAUGUGACGACGUUAAGGAAGGAUCUUGACUGUAACGAAUAUAAAGUGAUCAUGUAAUAAAAGAUGACCGUAA
Cydia strobilella is the source of this 3564-nucleotide messenger RNA. RefSeq lists its product as uncharacterized. Bases 101 to 1225 code for a protein of 374 amino acids. Gene Ontology annotation, biological process: neurotrophin TRK receptor signaling pathway; negative regulation of TOR signaling; negative regulation of protein kinase activity. The record is from RefSeq and is a predicted model, not a curated record. NCBI's taxonomy places the organism in Eukaryota, Metazoa, Arthropoda, Insecta, Lepidoptera, Tortricidae. Gene Ontology annotation, cellular component: cytoplasm. The transcript is spliced from 7 exons.